UAACCGGUGGGUUGCAUUCCUCGGUUACGGAUCACCCGCCAUUUUGACCCGACAUAUUCAUCAUCGUCGUUCGCCACCACGACGACCCGAUUAUAGACGCUCGUCCUGUAUAUUACGCUCCGUUCAAUCGGCGCAGCGGAUUAUUCUAAAGGGAAAUCGGUGGGAAAAAUUUUAACAUCGACAAUCGAUUAUCAUAAAUGACGGAGGAUAGCUUCCCAAGGGUUUCGUCUUCCGAAACUGCUUCGUCUACUGAUCCUUCAACGGUCAAACAGAGAAAAAAGAGAAAGUGGGAUCAACCUGCAGAGCCAUUGGUUUCAGCUGGAGGAUGCCAGCCUGCAGUUCUUCCUUUCAGUAACAUUGGAUCUUUUGUUGGUAUCAUGCCACCAGGAAUAGUUCCAGUAUGCGGCACUCUUUUAGCAGCUCCCCUCACAUCUAAUGGUGUAACGUCCGUGCAGCAACAUGCUGUAGCUCUUGCUCAAAAAUUAAAUCAACCCAAGAUCCAGGAUGAGUUGAUAGCUAGAGAGAUUGUCAUAAAUGAUGCCGACUCCUCUGUUCGUUACAAACUCACAAAGCGCCAAACCCAGGAAGAGAUUCAGAAGAGCACAGGUGCAGUGGUAAUAACUAGGGGCAAGUACAGGCUUCCAAACGCACCCCCUGAUGGUGAAAAACCACUAUAUCUUCACAUUUCUGCUGGAACACAUUUAGAAACAACAGUGGAAAGGAUCAAAGCAGUUGAUCAUGCAGCAGCAAUUGUGGAGGAAAUGCUGAAAGAGGGUUCAGUGAACAAUGGAUUGAAGGUUAAUCCCUCAAUGAGUACCUGUGUCUAUGUGGGCUUUGAGGCUGAAACAUCCUUGAAUAUUGCUGCUCGUAUUCGAGGACCAAAUGACCAGUAUGUAAAUCACAUUAUGAAUGAAACAGGAGCAACUGUUGUGUUAAGAGGGGAUGGUUCAGGAGAUUCCGAACCUGUACAGGGUGAAGAUGGACAUCAACCACUGCAUUUGUUCCUAUCAAGCAAUAAUCCAAAAAGUCUCGAGCGUGCAAAGCUUUUGGCAGAAAAUCUGUUGGAUACCAUAGCUGCUGAGUUUGGUACUUCUAGGGUGUCUUCUUCUAAAGUUUAUGGUGCUGUUCCACCCCCACCACAGCUAUUGGCUGGAAGUAAGAGUUUGGGAAAUGAGUUGGAAGCAAAUAAUUUUCAAGCUGCUAAUUUGAAUGCAGCAAGUACAGGUGUAUCUGUACCAGCAGUUCCCACAGUUACUGCUCCUGGUAUGGACAGUAAUGUUUCUCAAGGAAUUGUAUCUCAGUCUUUAGGCUCGUUGAAUGCACUGCCAUCUCAACCCAACAUGAAUUACUACCCCCAUAUGCCAAUCUCAAGUGGAACAAGCUAUAUGGGUUAUGGUGGGAUUUAUCCCCAAGUCACACCCUUGCAACAAGUUGCCUUAGCCCUUAGGCAGUCUACCUCUGUCACAGCUGCAGUCUCUCCAGAAACAACAGCAGUAAAUACCAAGCCUCCAGCUAGUACGAUAUCCUCCAUCCAGAAGGAAGAGCGACCCGCACAUAAACGCAAAUUUCGGGAACUACCUGCUACAGGAAAGGGCACAGCUAAUCCCCAUCAGGUAUUUUCUCUGAUCUUCUAAGAAGCUAACAGGCUGAUUCUGGACCCCUAUUAGGCAUUUGUAUGUUUCACAGGGUUUUAUGAUCUGGAGGCUGCAUGGAAUUGCUGCAUGUUAUCUCAGUACUCUUAGUGGUGCUAGUGCAAGAUUUGACACUAACUGUGUUCUGUUGAUGCACAGGCCAUCUGACCCAUUACCAACUGCCUAAAAUACAAAAGAAGUUACAUAUUUGUCUCUUGCAUCUGCAUUUACCCAAAAUAAUAUUUUACUUUAAAUUUAAACUCUAAACUUGUUGCAACCCUUUUCCCAGCAUAAAACUACACAAUAAAAACAUUUAUGUGAAGUUUAAUCCCUCCUUUAUAGAAGAUAUUUACUUCGUGUUUUUAGGGGUGAUAAGAAUUAUUGUAAUUGAGCAUAGUUAAUUAUUUAUCAUUUAUUAUAAUAAUAAUUAAUAAUAAUAAUAAUAACUAUUAUUAUUAUUAUUAUUAUUAUUACAUGAAGUUUUGCACACUGUAGUAAGCUCAGACAUAAAUUUCUGACCUAAUUAUGGGAUAUCUGUCAUCUUUAAGCAUGCUAAUUUCAAUGUGCAUAUCAUGGAAUUCAAAGAUAACAUUCUUCAUAAUCAUUUUCUUAUAUCUCUUCACAACUGUUGCUGCUACAUGAUUGUAGUAUUAAAUGAUGUUUUCUCGGAGCAGGAACUUCUGAGUUCUGAUCAUGACUAUGAAAGAGUUAGCUGAGUGUUUUAUUUGCAUUAUCAAUUAGAUCUUAUUUUCUGUAAUUAUUGAGGAUUCUGGUUUGGUUUUUCUUCUCAAAAUCAGUUGCAGGACUUGCAGCCUCCAAAGCCUCGGGAUCUAAAUACAGAUGCUGGUGCAAGAGAUAACACAGUUGUUCCCGCA
This is a messenger RNA of Ipomoea triloba (trilobed morning glory), 2506 nucleotides long. Its product is annotated as protein RIK. The record is from RefSeq and is a predicted model, not a curated record. Bases 198 to 1634 code for a protein of 478 amino acids. Gene Ontology annotation, cellular component: nucleus. The transcript is spliced from 11 exons. NCBI's taxonomy places the organism in Eukaryota, Viridiplantae, Streptophyta, Magnoliopsida, Solanales, Convolvulaceae. Gene Ontology annotation, molecular function: RNA binding.